AUGAGCGAUCAGCGACCCAUCAGGCUUGCUGUUCUUGGUGGUGAACUCACGGGUAAGACUUCGUUCACCUCCGGGCUGACGGUCAACAUAGUUCAUGAAGUUCACUACCCGACUCGGCAACAGUCGAAUUGGCUGUUUGACUAUCUACCACGUACUGCAUCUGCCAAGGCCCUUUUGGAUGGUCAAGCUCACGAGAGGAUACUACUACGUACUCAAGGCAGCCAAACACCAGAACCGUUAUUUUCGUCACCGUGUUUAUCUCCCCAUUUGAUGCUGUCACCGCUACUUUACCAGGCAUUUCUGGAUGAUUACGCAAGAGUCAAGGACCAGCAUAGGAAUCGGUCCGCAAAUCACAUCAAGCAUGUCGAGUUGAAGCGUCAAGACAAUCCAUUCUACAAGUAUUUGCCGUCACAAGAGAGCGAUUUGGAAGAGGCGAGACCGCUCAAUACUGCGACCAAUUCCGACAUCAACAUUCUGCGAUCUGCUGAACUGGGCUCUACGUCCAAACCCAAUUCAUUAGAUGUUGCACUGAAGCUUCCGGAUAAUUACAUACCACCAGAGUACACCCCGAUAGCGAUAGAUAUAAUAGACACACCGGGCUUUAAUCCAGACAUGGUAGUGCCGUUCCUUGAGGUGUCGCUCUUUUCGCGGCUGGACAAACGAGUACUGCGUGGACUGGCAGAGGAACCUAGGAUGCCGGUGUCCACGACUUCUAUGUUGGUUGCCUCUGGCGCUUCAGAGCUGAACGCUAAAAUCGACGGAUACCUCUUUGUAUACAGUGCUGUCCCAGAGCUCAGUAACGACAUCAGUCCGCCAGAUUAUGGUGACACUAAGAAGAGUGACAGUGAAGACGAGAUACAGACAACGGUGAGUGGGGACUUUUGGUCCGCAAAUUCGAAGAGGACCGAUGGUGGCUUCUCUCUACUUGAGGUCAUGAGAAAUUGUAUCCUGGAGGCCUGGACAGAGUUUGGAGACUAUAAAAAGAGGCGGGAAGAUGAUAAGGAGGGCGAUGUAUACUCAUUAGCAUACGCAUUCAAAAGUGUGUGGAAGACUGAAAAGCAAAGGCGCGCCAAGCUGGCAGAGUUGCGAAAUCCGAAUAGCAAGCUUAAAUCAUUAGACCUUGACCCUUCUUCUCCCCAUUCUCCGCCACCCUGCUUAAUAUUGUGCACGCAUGCGCAUGACCCAAUGAGUAGCCCAAGACUUAUAGAGCUGGGACAGGCGUUGGCAGCCGAAUGGCGAUGCGGCUUCGCUGCAGUCGACAGCAUGGAUGAUUACAACGUCGAUGUUGCGAUGAGCCUGAUCAUUCGAGAAGUAGUUGAAAAGAACAAGCUUUUGGGCAAGGGAAGAUCGAAGAGUUUCUCCGGAGGUGCCAGUACGCUCAAGAAGCUUAUGAGACCGUGA
Molecule: messenger RNA, 1401 nt
Organism: Torulaspora globosa
Lineage: Eukaryota; Fungi; Ascomycota; Saccharomycetes; Saccharomycetales; Saccharomycetaceae
Exons: 1
Coding region: 1-1401 (466 amino acids)
Source: RefSeq, a predicted model, not a curated record